AUGAAUGAUCCUAAAGCUCUUGUCGACAAAUUUGCUGGGACAUCUGAGGUAUAUUAUCUACUUACAUUUAACUUGUGAAUUAUACCCUGUGACUUCCUAACUUCAUUCCCUUCAGUGAAUGUUAACUGUUUUUUCUGACAUAACUCUUAGACUCAACUCCUAGACCACAUUAUGGAGACAUCGUGGCUGAGUGGUUAGAGCGCUGUACUUGUAAUCCAUAGGCCUCGUGUUCAAGUCUUGCCCUGACUGCUAGCUGGAUUUGUUCACGGUAGUCCCGAGUUCAAAUCCUUGGCUAUGCUUGUAAAAUAGCCAACUGGUUUGCCGCCAGCCAGUUGUAAUUUUUAACCUUGUUAUGUUCCACUUGAAUUUGUUUUUUUCAUUAUUCCUGAAAAGCCCCAUAAGGGGCGAGAGGAUAAUUAAGUAUUUUAUUUAAUAUCCAUUUGUUAUUAUUUUGUCAUUCUAACUUGUAAAUCUCUGUGCCCGAUGCUAUGGCAUUUCCAUUCAAAUGAUUAAGCUCUUUGGUAGAGAUCUUGUGUUGUACUAGUAACUUCUUAGAAUUUUACUGAUUCUUUUUGCUCACUGUUAAGAGUGAAAGGGUUACCAUUUAAGCCCUCAUAGUGGCCAGCAUCAAAUUUCUCCAAACAGUAUCAUCGCCAAAUUCAAAUGUACAGGUAUAGAGAAUGAAUGAAAUGAUCAGCACUGAUAAAAAAUGUCUUGAUAUUUGAACAGUACAAUAAGUAUCAUAUGGAGAACAUUGAGGAGAAUAUACAUGUUGAUAUCAAGGCUGAAAGGGGUAAAGGAAAUUAGUAAAAUCCAACUACUGGUCUAUUAUCAAUGCUGUAUUCUGAUUGGUUGAGCUACUAAUAGGCUGUUUGGCGGCAAAAAGGGAUUAAAGUCUAGCUUUAACUAGCUAAAGUUGUUUUUUCUUGAUAUUUUUGACCAACUAGUUGUAUUUUACUAAAACAAUUUAUUAGCUAUUUAUUAUUCCUCUUGCCCUCAUGGCCUCUGAGUCAAUAGCCCAUUUGGCCUUUGGCCUCAUGGGCUAUUGACUCAGAGCCCAUGAGGGCUCGAGGAAUAAUUGUUAAUUAAUAGAGACUUAAAGAUGCCAUUUCCGUUUAAGUGUACACUGGGUAAAUUGUGCGUACCAGUUUAGUUGCAGAGGUAGACGUCCUCUUACCCUGGAGAAAGGGCUUAAUUUGCUUUCUCUCAGAAUCGUAUCUGAUCAUGAUCCUUUUCAUCUACAACUGUGACAGAAGGAGAGUGAGUCAGCAGACACAGCUGAGGCAGACAAUGGCCAACCUAUACACACUGACUUCAGAGAACUUUGACAAACAUGUGGAAAUUGGACUACAUUUUAUAAAGUUCUAUGUGCCAUGGUUUGUAGAGUCAAGGAUAAAGACUACUUUUGGUUUUGCUUUCCUCUUUGCUUUGUUCUCUUUUUGCAUCAAUUCAGUGUUUUUUUUCUUGACUGUCUUUUUUAUCAGGUGUAGCCACUGCCGCAAGCUUUCACUCACAUGGAAGGCAUUGGCUGAAUAUCACAAAGACAAUAUGGACAUCACAAUUGCUAAGGUGCAGUAAAACACCGCAGUUAUGUCUGUUUAUUUAUGUUAUUUAUAUGUUAUAAUUCACAAAGGUUUCCCAUCACUAUGAAUGUGCAAAAAAAAGUAAAUAAUAAAAUAAAAUGAUGAAUAAAAUCAAUGAGGGAGAUUUAAACAAUUAGUAACGGCAGAUUUAAAUGCGUCCACGGAAGGCUGAUCUAAUAAAAAGGAAGGUAAAGUGUUCUGUUACAAAACAGGUAUUAGAAGGCGGGGAAUUGAACUGCUAGAAAGUUUUUUGGUGCCUUUUUCCUCUGAAAGUAUCCUGGAAUAAGACUUAUAAUAGCGGAGUAUCUUUGGCCCCUGGCUAUCAGUGACUGGUCACCUCAUGUUUUUUUUGGUCUAAAGCUCGCUUUUACCAUCUGCUUAUCUUUGUUUAUUAUUUUUCAUUUUUUGCUUCAACUUUUUACAUAAUAACUCAUAAUUAGCUGUCAGGUUGCUAGAUAUUCUACCAAUUUCUUCUUUUUAUCACCAUAAGAAAUACAAAGGAGCAACCAAAAGGGAGAAGGCAUAGUUUUAAGGGUAAUUAAUUACAGCUGUAUGUGAUUGGUUAAUCGUAUUUCAUUUUCCCUUUACUUCUAGGUAAAUUGGUUUCCAGUCUUUUCCAAUCGAAUAUCAUGAAACGCACACGAAGUAAUAAACUGUGGGCUGGCGAAUACUAACGAGCGCAGACAUUCAAAUGAACCAGUCAAAUUCAAGAUAGAUAGCCCUCGCCAAGCGUGGGAACGCGCUUAUCAGCAAGUUAUGUUUUUUUUUUAUAAAUUCUGAUUGGUUGAGAAAGGGGCGCAGGAGUUUAUUUAGCCAAUCAAAACGCGUAGCAACGCAAACAACGAACACGUUUAAUCGCUUUACGUUGUGUUUUUUUUUUAAAUUUAUUUUUUCCUGUAUUCUUCUUUCUUACAGAUUCAUUGCACAACUGAAGGGAAAAAGUGCACAGAGCAUAAGAUUCAUGCGUUUCCUUCACUUAAACUGUUUAAAGAUGGCAGGGAGGUUUGUAGUGGCGAGUCAAUUUUAAAAAUACGCGUGCUCUAGUCUAUAGCUUUCAGUCAAAAAGGGCGAUAUUUUUAUUCGCUCUGACGAAAGGCUAGUGGUCGAACCAAAGCUUUCAUUUUUAUGCUAUUGGUUCACCUCAAUGCUCCAUUUUUUGCACUAAAAUGCUCGAUCCCCCCUAAAAAGGUUUCCAUAAGGCUCGGAUAAUGCUCGUCAUAAAGACGUUAGACUGCGAGCAGUCUCUCUUUUUCUUCAGAUUUAGUGAGAGCAAUGCACGCGCGCGGAGCAGCGAAGCCGUGAGACGCGCGAAUCGAGGGCAGCAGUCCAUGCCUCUCCCGUCUCGUGCCAUCAGUCACGCGCGUGGCCAUUUGGGCGUUUUGCUCGACGGACUACAGAAAAAAGAGAGACUGUUCGUAGUCUAUAAAGACGUUAGAUGUAAGAUCUGUAAAGUACAAGCGCGAUAUUUUUGUUUUAGGUGGACAGCUAUGAAGGAUCACGUUCCCUCGACGAUCUUAAGAACUACUUGACUUUGAAGAUCUCUGAACACAGCUUGUUAAGCAGUGCAACGACGGAGAAUAGCGAAACAGCUGAGGAGAUACCUUCUGAUGAACUAGACUUACAGGUAUUCAUGCCGACGUUUCUAAGGCUGUGUUCACACUGUAAUCGAUACUAUUGCGCUAGCACGAAAACCGUACCGGGCAGGGCUUCUGUUCACGCAAAAGAGCGGUGAUUUCGGCGCGAUUUCUGUAACGGAGCGAAGCUGCGCCGAUCUCAAAAGUGGAGCGUCACAUAUUGGAUAAGUUGUGUGCCACACUUUGGUGCUGUUGGAAAAGGUACUCGAACAUGGCCGAAAUGAUUAACUAUCAACGAGGACUGGAAUCCACUGAGACGGAAGUAAAUCAGGAAACCUGGAAGUAAAUAUUAAGGUUGAAGAUUUGGAUCUGGGACACCAAAUCCUCACGGCCAACUGCUCCGGCUUAACCCUUUAAACCCUGAAAGUGAUCAGUGUCAAAUUUCUCCUUGUAACAUCAAUGCUUUGUAAAACAGAGUGGUCAUGAGAAUUAAGGACAUGAUCACACAAGAUGUAUCUGAUUGAUAUUUUAUCAACUUCUCCCCACUACUUCUAUGGUAAAUGAAUAGGGGCGACAAAUGAGAAUUUAAUUUUGAUCUUAGGGUUUAAAGGGUUAAAUGCGAUGUAUUUGAACGACCUAUUCCAGUUCCGGUCUGUUGCUGUGUGUUGUUGAGGUAUGGUGUGCACAUAGCCUAAACUAAUAAACUUUUAUAAUUUGAAUGAUUAAUAGCCUUACCAUUUAAGAAAGUCUUUGGCUUGUUAUGCUCUGAGUUUAUAGCGGAGAAAAUGAAUAUCUUAGCCUUCGGUGGGAUUCGAAUCCAACACCUCCCAUAAUCCGGGCGGUCCCUCGAACCACUGAGCCCACUAGAGGAUCAUAGAAAGCUAAGCUGUGUACCUUUUUCAUGUAUGACGCAUGUCCUGUAACACUCUGUAUGCUGUUAGGAUCGUCUGUGUCGAAUGCGUCCUUUAUGCUCCGUGAAUAGGCGACAAAAGUGAAAUGUUCAUUAAGUUCAUCAUGUUUCAUUUCAGAUCAAACCGACAGUAAUUUUGAUGCAAUGAUUAGUUUUGGCACAACAUUUGUCAAAUUUUACGCCUCUUGGUAAGUGUGCUUUACUGGUGGUAACCCUGUUUUGCUUGUGUCUUGGUAAACUUGUUUUGCUUGCUGCUUCCUUUUAAGCACGUCCCCAAUCUUUAAGUCCAAUUCAAAAUAUUCUCAACUUUCUCUGGACUUUUUUACGUAAGAAUUUCUACUACUUUUACUGUAAAGCGAAAUGCUUACAACGUCACCCAUUUUUGUUCUUGUUGUCAUGGUUACAGGUGCCGUCACUGCCGAGAACUUGCACCUCUUUGGGACCAGCUCGCUAACAAAUGCGCAGAUAGUUCGUCUGGACCAAGAAUUGCUAAGGUUUGUAAUUAA
This is a messenger RNA of Porites lobata, 4573 nucleotides long. The record is from the annotation of a GenBank genome assembly. NCBI's taxonomy places the organism in Eukaryota, Metazoa, Cnidaria, Anthozoa, Scleractinia, Poritidae.